Drosophila takahashii is the source of this 1710-nucleotide messenger RNA. It is a transcript of the gene TbCMF46, whose product is annotated as TbCMF46. NCBI's taxonomy places the organism in Eukaryota, Metazoa, Arthropoda, Insecta, Diptera, Drosophilidae. The record is from RefSeq and is a predicted model, not a curated record. Gene Ontology annotation, molecular function: protein binding. Gene Ontology annotation, cellular component: cilium.
AUGGAUGAGCCCGUCAGCAGUCAGCCAGGUGAGAGUGCCGCCGAGGAGCAGGAGGAGGAGGAGGAGCCCCUGAGGGGCUUCCUGGAGGAGAUCAACUGCCCGGAACCAGGCAUCAUAGAUCGCAGCAUGAUCGAAACCGCCUAUCUGGAGGAGGGUCAAAAGGGCGAGGCAAGAAGACUCCACCAACUGGAACCAGUGGUCUAUGAUCGCAUUAGCACCAUGCGACUGGAGUUCAAGAACAUCCUCAGGAUUGACCACCUCUGGAUGAUGCCCAAUCUCACUAAGCUGUGCUUGAACUGCAACAAGAUCGAAGUCAUUGAGCAUCUCGAAAUGCUAACAGCUCUCAAGGAUCUCAAUUUGAGCUUUAAUUACAUUACAAGGAUUGAGAACUUGGAGAAACUGGUUAACCUUGAGAAACUCUCACUUUUUAGCAAUCGCAUACGGAAAAUCGAGAACAUACAGACUUUGGAAAAUCUGGUUAUUCUCAGCAUUGGCAAUAAUCUUAUCGACACGGUGGAGGGGAUCGAACGCUUACGCUUUGUGAGCACCCUGAAAGUGCUCAAUUUAGAGGGUAAUCCCAUAGCUAGACUGCCGGAUUUUCCACUAUCCCUCUACGUAACCGCCAUUCUGCCCCAGUUGGACUACUACGAAUGCGUUUUCAUCAAGGCAGAAACGCGGGAGGAGGCCCAGAAACGUUUCUAUCGAGAGCUGCGCGAAAUCGAGGACAAACAGGAGCGGGAGAUCCAGGGCCUGGAAACAGAGGCUCGUGAGAUGGCCGAGGCGGAUCGACUGGCCUCCAGUUUUGUGGAGCAUCUGGAUGGCCAGCAGCUGUACGAUUCCCUCUGGCGAGACGACGAGGACGGGCGCAUCUUGAUGCUGGUGGGUUCGCAGGCUCAGGAACUCUGCGAGGAGUAUUCCAAGGAUGUGCACGAGCUCACUCAGCAAAUAUAUCGCUUGGGACUGGAGCGAUUCGGUGAGCGUGACGAGGAGAUUCGAGACUUUAAGGCCAAUCUGCACGAGGGUCAGGAGGAGCUGCAGUCCCAGGGUCAAAGGCAGAUCGAGGAGUUCCUCCAAUACAAGGAGCGAACUUUCGACGAGAUGCGUCUGAAAUGGAGGGAACUGGAUCAGCGGGAUGAUGAACUGGAGGAGGUGCAAAACCAGUUGGAUACGCUUAGUGGCCACUUUGAGGAUGCCCUCAACGAGAUGUGGGAAAGUCUGAUGGCCCAGGAACUCCAUCUCCACGAGGCGGUUCAGGAUUCCACACUAAACUUCGAUCGCAAGAUCUCGGAACUGAUGGCCAGCUUCGUGGAGCAGGCUCAGGUGAUCUUCCAGGAGCUGCGCGAUCUGUGCAGCCAUUUUGCCCACAACAUGACGGAGAUUGUGACCCAGUUCAUCUCCACCAAGCUGAUACGCAACGAAUUGAAUAGCAUUCCCGAGGAGCUUAGAAAGUGUGUGGACGAUCGCGAGGCAGUUCUUCAGUUGGUGGAGGGCAUGAGGACUUCCCAUUCCAUGCGGGUGGAUGAGCGAGAGGAUCGCAUGGCUCAAAGGAGCAAAGACUUUAUAGAUGACAUGAUUGGGAAGCUCAACAACAAAGAAGUAGACCGCCAUCGUGCCAAGAUCCUGGAGAUCAAUGCCUUUAUGGAGAUGAUGACUGCUGCUUUGACCAACCUUCCAAGAGAAUUGCACCCGGAUUGCAGCUCUUCGGAUUAA